Molecule: messenger RNA, 1322 nt
Organism: Melopsittacus undulatus (budgerigar)
Lineage: Eukaryota; Metazoa; Chordata; Aves; Psittaciformes; Psittaculidae
Product: claudin-19-like
Exons: 7
Coding region: 224-901 (225 amino acids)
Biological process (GO): cell adhesion; bicellular tight junction assembly
Cellular component (GO): bicellular tight junction; plasma membrane
Molecular function (GO): structural molecule activity
Source: RefSeq, a predicted model, not a curated record
ACAACAGUGGAUGGAGGGAGUGCUGUGUAUGGACAAUGAACCAUUUUACAUUAACCUGGAUGAUUUGGGAGAACAAACUGAGCAGUUUCAGAUGCAUUUUUGCCAUCUGUUGGCAAGAGUAAGCUUCCCUGAAGCAGUCCUUUCUGGGUUAUCAUCUGGAAGUUGAGGUUUCUAAGAUCAGGACUUUGGGAAGGUUUCUUUGGAAACAGCUCCUGUCAGAAGAAUGGCAUCACCUUGUCUACAGAUUUGUUCCUUGCUGCUGGCUUUAGCGGGAUUCACCAUUUUACUUGUUACUACCAUGUCCAACAGAUGGAAGGUUUCAGAUGCUGGAACAGUGCUAGUUACUACAGACUGGAUUUCUGAAGGCCUUUGGAUGGACUGUGCAGUACCUGCUGCUAGAUCACUUCAGUGCAAGAAAUUUCUCUACAUGUUGAGUUCAGACACUUAUGUUCAGGCAUGCCGUGCCUUAAUGAUCGCUUCCAUCGUUUUGGGAUUCAUAGCUGCAGUACUCUCGCUGCUUGGUUUGAAGUGCACAAAGAUUGGGUUGAGCGAUGAAGAUGGAAAAAUGAAGUUUGCUGUGACAGGAGGGUUUCUCUUCAUUUUAGGAGGUCUCUGUUCCAUGGUGGCUGUUUCUUGGUACGCUGCGAUGAUUACUGCUCAGUUUUUUGACCCCCUGUAUGCUGGAACCAAGUAUGAAAUAGGAGAUGCUCUGUACUUAGGCUGGGCUGGAUCUGUUCUUUGUAUGCUUGGUGGGAUCUUACUGACCUGUUCAUGCAAAGGGAAGAAAAACCAGGAUUACAGUUUCAACAAAUACCCAUACUCAGCAGGCCACGCGGCUCCUCCACAGGAUGUGUACAUCAAAAACUCUGACACAGUCAUAAGCCACAAGGAGUAUGUGUAAGCUUACCUUUUAUGUCACUUGUAACGUUAGUAGGUUAUGACCUCAAAUAAAGAAGCGAACUACUCCCAGGGUUCCGGUUCCAAGUUCCAAUCUGUCAUCUUAAUUUGGAGCAGUACGAAGGAGGAGGUAUGGUUCUCAGUGUAAAUAGAAAUGUUUUUCCAGAUGGUUUUUGAUUGUAAAUAGGAUUCUACAGAAGAUGCUGAGAUGUGAAAUCCUGCGGCAUAAAGGUUUUCUGCAUGCUGAGGAGCCUGGUAAAGGUUAACCUCAGCGUUCAGUGUAUCCUGACAAUCGAGAACAACUGUUUCUAUUUUGGCGGACUCAAAAAGGCAGAACUGAUAUGCUGUAGCUAACUGCAAGUUACUACACCUCACAGUUAGAAAUGGAUUGGGUUUGCACUAAUGUUUAAUUUCCUACUUUUGUU